AUGAUGCUAACUGGCUCCAUCCCUCUGACGUCCGACAUCAAGGAGUCUGUGACAACAGACGAGGAUGAUCCCAAGGCGCCAUACGCUAUGCCGACUCUAGUGGUAACCUCUAUCUUCCAUACCGCAUGUGCUUUCUACGCGUACACCUGUAUUGCGGCAAUUGGGUUAUGGUGCAUGCUCUUUGCUAGCAGCAACGGCAGGAUAAGCCGCCGUACGGGUGCAGACAAGAGGAUGACAGGGUUCCCUUUCAAGAAUUCGGAAGCAGCUAAGAAACAUCGGAAGGGUCUCAUGGACUCUGAACUGCGACUUUCAUCGCCCCGUUUGGGACCAUCUAUGCCGAUAAACGACCAGUCCAACGUACAUUUGGGCCAAUUUGACCCAGAAUUGCAGCCCUUCGGGCCAUUCCGCCCUCCGACCGGAGCUGAAUCACAGCUCCAGAACGCGACGCAUGCGUUUAUGCGUCCUCCACAAUCAGGCGAGGCAGCGAAAAAAUUCAUCGCCUCUUCAUCCACACAACAACACCAAUCGCACCAAGGUCACCCUAGCAAUGGAGUUGCCUCGCCCUUACAACCGCAAGGACAAUCCUCUGGUGGUUUGCGUCAAUCGCAGAACUACAACACCGCCGUUGCUCAUGCAGCAAAGGUGGGCGGGGCAUUGCAUGGCGCUGCUGGUGGAAAAAUGGCGCCUCCAGCGUCGCUGUCCCAAAUCGAGCUAGUGAUGGAAAACAACGCCCGUCAAGCUCAGAGUAACAGCUUAACAACGCUGCUGUCGCCGAGUCAAGCGUUUCAACCAGAAUUUAUCGGCCUAGAUUCUAGCUCCACAGAUCCAGUGUCCUUCACUGGGCCUGGAGAACUGCAGGGCUUCAAAGCGGUCCCGAACCCUCCGCACCUGGAUUAUUGGAGAGAUAGGUUGUUCAAUGUUGAUGAAAUGAUCACCCUGAGCGAAGAGGAAUUUCAAACCUAUUUCCCUCACGUUGACAACGUGUACUCUCAUCGCUCAACCCAGCGAUACAAGCGUAAACCUUUCGUCUCUCAUUACUGGGAUUGUCGACUAAAAGGACGACCGCCGGGAACCCCCAAGUCCGAUGACCCAGAAAAAAAAAAGCGCAAGCGUACGGCCAGAGAACGGGAUCUCUGCCAUGUCAAAAUCAAGGUCGUGGAAUACUUCCCAGUGUCGGAAAUAUCAGACACGACCCAUACAAUCGAGCCCAUUCCAUCUAACAUCCUACCCGGUAUGUAUACUUUCUCUCUUAACGAUGACCCUGCGAUCCGAAAUGCCCAAACAUUUGGUGUGCUCACGCCGAACCCUGGCAUACCACCAAAUCAUCCGGGAUCGAAUGGUGGGAGAUAUUUCACCAUACAGCGGGUGAAUGGCAAUGGUGCCAACGGGAAGAAUGACGGCGUGAGUGGCGGUCAUCAACACACGCUUGAAGAGAGCGAUCGUGUCAAGAAGAGUAGUGUGCAGCGACAUGUUCUGAAAGAAAAGAAAGACAAGAAGACGAGAGCGGAUCGAGUCAUGUCUCAAACAGGCCAAAAGUCAUACCAUACAAAAGCGACGGGUCUGGCCGCUGAAACUGCGAUCAAGCACUCCGCCGAUGUUAAUCUCAAGCUAUAUGGAAGCUGUUUCUGUCCCUUCGUGCAACGGGUAUGGAUUGCAUUAGAACUGAAAGGUAUUCCGUACCAAUACAUCGAAGUGGAUCCAUACGAGAAGCCCCAGUCGCUGUUAGAGGUGAAUCCAAGGGGGCUUGUUCCUGCUCUGCGGCACGACGACUGGGGGUGCUAUGAAAGCAACGUGUUGUUGGAAUAUGUAAGAAACGCGAGUGGCCAAUUCCCCAUUUCCAUCACUCUGACGAAUCCCUCGCAGCUGGAGGAUCUGGGCGCAGGAGCUGCAAUGCUCCCAGGAGACCCAAAGCUACGCGCCCAUUGCCGUCUGUGGGCAGAACAUGUCAAUCGGCAUAUCGUGCCGAGUUUCUACCGUAUACUGCAAGAGCAGGAUCAACAGAAACAGAUCGAGAAGACACAGGAGCUGCGAGAUGCGAUGGAGAAGCUGCUGGAGGUGGCGCAUCCCAAAGGGCCCUUCUUCAUGGGCCCGCAGAUGUCCCUUGUGGACGUUCAAGCUGCACCGUGGAUUAUUCGGCUGCGGCGAGUCCUGAAACCAUACAGAGGAUGGCCAGAUGCCGAGGAGGGAAGCAGGCUUGCCAUUUGGAUGAAUGCAAUCGAGGCCAGCCAGCAUGUGCAGGCGACAACUAGCACGGAUGAGCUGUACCACGACAGCUAUGAGCGAUAUGCCCAAAACCGCCCAAACACAUCUCAGGUCGCAAGUGCAAUAAAAGCAGGACGAGGCCUCCCUUAA
Messenger RNA from Penicillium digitatum Pd1, 2352 nucleotides. The record is from RefSeq and is a predicted model, not a curated record. Lineage: Eukaryota; Fungi; Ascomycota; Eurotiomycetes; Eurotiales; Aspergillaceae.